AAAGAAAUCUCUCAAGACUAGGAAUCCGUGAAAGCCUGGUUUUCAUCAAUCGGAGUAGAGGAAGGCUUCCUAAUCGUCUGAGCAGAACACGAUCUCACAGAAACGGAUUUACUCUUCUAAACAUAGACCAAAGUAAAACCACUUGGGCCAUCAAGACUAAAGAAAUACGGGUUUACCGAGAGCCGGCUCGACUCACGACUGUCUUCCAUAGACAUUGGAGGAUGUCUUUCAUGAAGAGGAGGGUUCCAACAUCCAUGAUGCAUGCACACACUCCGGGCCAGUUUAUCAACAAGUUUAUCUGGAUUUUCAAGGAGGGUCAAGUGUUUGCGGUCAAAAACUUUAUGGUGGAGGAAUAACAUUAGGGCAGUGAAAAACUUUAAUGAAGUGCACUUG
Messenger RNA from Cuscuta epithymum, 393 nucleotides. The record is from the annotation of a GenBank genome assembly. NCBI's taxonomy places the organism in Eukaryota, Viridiplantae, Streptophyta, Magnoliopsida, Solanales, Convolvulaceae.